CAAAGCACAGGGCGGCAAUGGAUUCCAAUCUCUCUAUCAACAAUGUGCUGUUCUACCGAAGCACUGGGAGGGAUGUGACGCCGUUGUUGCAGACGCUCAGCUGUGGCGAGGUUGGUGAUAAGAGGAGCUCGGAAGAGUGUAAGAAGUUGAUAGUGAGUGCGAUGUCUCCUCAGGUCUGUGUGUAUGCUUCUGAACAGGCUGAUCAAGUGGCGACGAAGCUUCAGUUCCACUCUUUGCUUCAGCUGCUGAAGCCGUUUGGUGAUAGGAUUGAGCACAAAUUCCAGAUCAAGGACUCGCACUUCAUCUCGAAGACCAUAGAUGAGUUCUCUCUGAGGUUUGUUCCACCUCUGGAGCACAUGCUCAGUGUUCAACAGGCGGAAAGCGGUACGAAGGCCCAGCUGUUCAACUACCAGUCGCUGGAGCUACUGAUGACGGAGUACAUCCAGCUCGUCGACCUGGAAUUGCAGAAGUGUGGGGCGGAGGAUAAGCUGAUGAAGCGGCUAUUGAAGAAGUCGAUAUACGUGAAGUUCUUGACAAAGCUGCUGGCGAGCUCGUCGAUCACGUCGUUCGAGUCGAUCAACCAGCCUGUGGCCUCCUUCUUCUUCAUAACUGGGGAGGAGAGCUAUGAACAGGCCAGACAAAUGCUGAUACAGUACAAGAGUGCAAAGUUGCCAGAGUAUCUCAGCAUUGACGAUAUCAUCCCUGUUUUCAUCAUCAUAACUGACCAAGCGAAUGCUGACCAGCAGGAGAAAUCUGCUCAGCACCGUGAACAUAUUAAGAAACAGUUAUUUGUGGAGGCCUUUGUGCUCUCGUUGGAUCUCAAUAGCAACGAUGACAGCGUUCCAUCGGUGGUGCUCAACCCUCCAAUCUUGUGCACUGUCGAUGAGGAACUACAAAAUACGCAUUUAUCAUCUACACCGAACCCUUCAUUGCCAACUACUAAUCUAACAGCAAUAUAUCAACUCCUGAAGGAUGUAAUACAGAAGAAGCUUAUACCCUUUAUGGAGAAGAAGAUCACCACAUGGGAUGAGCAGGUUAUUGUUCCUAGAAAGAGCAUAACCGGUCGACUAUUUAAUGUUUCCAAGAAGUACUUUGGAUCGAAAAGGGAGACUAAUAAUGAGCUCUCCGAGAACUAUAACAGUGAAUUGGGAAUUUAUAGGUAUAACUCAACUCAAACGUUGACUAAGAAGUUGGCAGAUUGGUCAUUUAUGUUGAGAGAUUAUAGAUAUUCAUAUACCACGUAUGAACUGGCUAAGAAGGAUUUCCUUAACGAUAAGGCAUGGACUCAUCUUGCAUCUGCUUCUGAAAUGGCUGCCAUCUCCCUUUUGAUGGGAGCUGCAAACAUUACAUCCAAACUGAAGAAUGAUACAAUUGAUCCCUUGAUGGAUAACUCCAAUUAUACUUAUUUGGCAAGAUGUGGACUGAAGACGUAUGCAUUGAGAUCGAUAUUGGUUGUGUCAGAGCUGUUUUGCAAUUUGAGAGACACAUGGUCGAAUGCACCGACUGCAAUCAAAUGGGUACAGAAGGCAUUGAACGAUAAACUCGUAACGAAGACUGGCAAAGUUGUUCUUCUGGAAAGAAUCGGUUAUUACUACUCGAUCUGUAUAUCUGCUCAGGCUAAGGCAAUAAUGACAAGGAAACUUAUCACUGAAAAGUCACAAGAUGAAAUGAACGAUGAUGAAGAUGUUGAUUUUGUGAACCCUUUGAAACUCAACAUCAGAAACAUCGCCACGAUGGGUAAUACAAGACAAAGGAAGAGUGCACUGUUCAAGCUUAUCGCUGCUCGCAAUUGGGAUCCAGUCUCUGAGCCGUUACAAGUGCUCAUGUGCUUACAAGAUACAAAGACAGUCUAUCAAGGAACAGUCAUUGGUGAACGAGAAGGCGGUCUCUUAAAAAGACUCCAGGUGGCAUCAGAGGAUAAACUAUCCAUGUGA
Molecule: messenger RNA, 1934 nt
Organism: Williopsis jadinii
Lineage: Eukaryota; Fungi; Ascomycota; Saccharomycetes; Phaffomycetales; Wickerhamomycetaceae
Gene: TRS85
Product: Trs85p
Exons: 1
Coding region: 18-1934 (638 amino acids)
Biological process (GO): protein localization to phagophore assembly site; endoplasmic reticulum to Golgi vesicle-mediated transport
Cellular component (GO): cytoplasmic vesicle; TRAPPIII protein complex; phagophore assembly site
Source: RefSeq, a predicted model, not a curated record